CCGUCUGUUCCAGGCAGCUUACGCUGCGUUUGUCUACUGAUGGUUUUGCAGGUUGUUACAUUUGAAUCCUUUCCCUGAACCGAACUGAGUGAGUGAGCAGUGACAAGCAAGCAACACCGUACACUGACCGAGUAGUGGCACGAGUGACAGUACCUACACCGGGGCAGCGGCAAGUGUGCAUUCUCUCUGCUGCCACUGACAGAAUUGUGCAUGUGCGUUCUCAUUGGAGCAGUUAGUACAAAUGCUGAGGUAGUGUUUUAGAAAAUGACCAUUGAGGAUUUGGCAGAAGUUUGCCACGAAAGAGACCGUGUACAGUUUAUUCGUCGGUACCAAGUGUGUUUCCCUGGCUCCUGUAGACCAAUUACCUUCUCUGUAGCGGCAGCACCAAUGCCUUCAGACUGCGAAUUCUCCUUUUUUGACCCAAAUGACGCUUCGUGCCAGGACAUAUUGUUUGACCCAAACACCUCCGUAUCAGAACUUUUUGCUAUUUUAAGGCAAUGGGUCCCACAGGUGCAACAGAAUAUUGACACCAUUGGAAAUGAGAUUUUGAAGAGAGGAUGUGGUGUUAACGAUCGUGAUGGAUUGACAGACAUGACCCUCUUACAUUACACUUGCAAGUCUGGGGCACAAGGCAUUGGGGAUGCAGAAAUUGCCGCCAAGUUUGCUGCCCAUCUCAUUGACAUUGGGGCGGACGUCAGUUUGCGCAGUCGAUGGACCAAUAUGAAUGCCUUACAUUACGCAGCUUACUUUGAUGUUUCUGAGCUUAUACAGGUUAUUCUUAAAGCAUCAAAGCCAAAAGAUGUUGAUGCCACCUGUAGUGACUUUGAUUUUGGUACGGCUCUGCACAUUGCCGCUUCAAACCUGUGUAUGGGAGCCGUGAAAUGUUUACUGGAACAUGGAGCUAAUACCGCCUUCCGGGAUGACAGAGGACGCAUUGCGGCAGACGUGGUUCCUGACCCAGUAGAUAUGCCGCUAGAGAUGGCUGACGCAGCAGCUGUAGCUAAGGAAAUUAAGCAGAUUCUUUUGGAUGCCAUACCUCUGUCAUGUGACCUCCCCAAAGUCGCGCUUCCCACUUAUGACAACACGUCGGGCAAUGCCGUGCUUCAGUCAGCUGGGAUGAAGUUAGGUGAUCGUGUGCUGAUUGCUGGGCAGAAGGCUGGCACAUUGAGAUUUUGUGGACCAACAGAGUUUGCAUCAGGGCAGUGGGCGGGCAUAGAGAUGGACGAAUCUGAAGGAAAGAAUGAUGGCAGUGUAGGUGGAAUCCAGUAUUUCAAAUGUCCCCUGAAGCAUGGAAUAUUUGCACCUUUAUCUAAAAUAACUAAAGCACUGGAACCCAUGAAGACGUUUAUCAAAAGCCCCUCUACUAAAUCCUGUACGUCCCUCAAGUCACAAAAGAUUGAUCUGAGUCGAGUUACUUCAAAGAUUAAUACAGGGCUGGUAACAUCCAAAAGAGCUGGGAUCUCAGAGUCAUCUGUAACUGAAGAAACCUUAAACCCUGUGGCUUCAAAGAAAGGAAAUUGGUGUGGCAUUGAGUUAGACAAGCCUCAUGGAAAGAAUGAUGGUUCGGUUGCUGGGGUCCAGUAUUUUACGUGUCCUACUAAAUAUGGAGUGUUUGCACCUCCUCCUAGAGUUCAAAGGUUAUCUGGUUCUUUGGAUUCGCUGUCAGAAAUUCCAACUAACAAACUGAAUCAUUCUUUUCCUGGCUUUAGACGCAGUUACAGCUCAACAUCCACAGCAGCAUCCCAGAAAGAUCUCAACAGAAGGCACUCAGGUGGCAGGUCCAAAAAGCCAACACUACGAAGAAGUUGGAGCAGCACAGCCACAACGACUAUCACCAACACUGAAGCAAGUGUGAAACUUCACAAAGGCUCCCAGGUGCUACUCAGUAGCUCAAAUGAGAUGGCCAUCAUUCGGUAUAUUGGUCCUACUGACUUUGCACAAGGUGUGUGGCUGGGUCUGGAGCUCCGGAAUGCCAAGGGAAAGCAUGAUGGGUCUGUGGGUGACAAACGCUACUUCCAUUGCAAACCAAACCACGGGAUCUUAGUACGACCCAGCAGGGUAACCUACCGUGGGAUUAACGGAUCAAAACUUGUGGAUGAAAUUUGCUGAACAAGUUAUUGAACGUUUUAGGAUUUAAACACUGUUACACAAACAAUCAAAUGUAUUUUUUGCUGAUAAUUAAUAUUGGUUAGUUACAAAGGGUGGACUGUACUUAAAUUGUAAUCUACUAAAAGGAUUUUUUUUUUUUUUUGCUACAGCCUUUCACAAAAUAUUAUUUACCAUAUCUACCAUCAGCUUCUUUUGUUCAUUUCUUAAUUUUAUUAAUAUUUUAUGCUGUAAACUGCAGUAGAUAGUGCUAAAGAAAUAACAGGUUGUCUCCUCUCAGCGUUAAAUUUGGCUGUAAAAUUGUAAAAAAAAAAAUCAGAUAUCCUUUGAAAUAUCAUUUAGUUUUGAUUUUAAAAAUAUUGGUAGAAAAAGCACCUUUUCUGUAUUCCCAACUGACAUAUGUUUAGGAAUUAAUCUCAAGCACUUUUCAAUUUCCUGCACUUUUAAUAUAAUGAAACAAAUAAUAUUGUGUAUAUAGGCAACAGGUAACGUUUGGAAUAUUGGAGUAUAAUGUUCUGCUGUUACGGAGAGAAAUAAAAACCCAAAAGCAAUGUCACAAUGUUUUUUAAAGCAUAUUUAUAUUGGCCAGUGAUACGCUUAGUAUAGGGAAGAUCUAUUAAUUGUCACAAAUUUCUGCUUUUACCAAUAAGAUAUAUGAAGCACAAGAAAAUGUUGAAAAUAUUCAGUUUGAUCGCUCUCCUUUUUGAAAUACUAUCUUCAUUUAGUAUCCUUUAAUGUAAUGUCACCCCUAUAAAAUAGCUAAUGAAAUUAUCCUGAGCAAAUAACCCAACUGCUGUCUUUAUCCCCAAACCUCCAUUAUGGUGUGAUAUUUUUUUUAUUAAAGUAAAGCAAUAUUUCCCUCUAUUCCAGUUAUCAUACAAGUGAUACAGCUCUUUGCAAUUCUAUCAGACUAUUAAUUGAUAAGGAGCUUAGCAGUCGUCUCAAUAAAAUUAGUCCUUGGCUGAAUUGAGAAGGACUGAUCUAAUAUUUUAAAUAAAAAAAACUACAGCUUCAGAAAAAAAAUGUAAAUAUAUUCUCCUUCUGUCAUUUGACUAGCAAUCCCUUUUAUAUAAAGAAUGUGUUUUGAAUGUGAAGUCAAUGGACUUUGUUGAGACAGAAUUUCAGUCAUUAGUCACUUUACUAUAAAACUGACAAACUGAAAGUAUUUCAUGUGCGCCUUUUGACUAUCAAAUGGUUUCAUGUUUUUUCAUGCUCUGUAUAUUUGUAAUUACAUGAUUUAAAUAUAAAAAAAAAUGCAUGUAUAUUUUCUGUUAUUAAAAGAAAAUAAAUUCC
Molecule: messenger RNA, 3399 nt
Organism: Bombina bombina (fire-bellied toad)
Lineage: Eukaryota; Metazoa; Chordata; Amphibia; Anura; Bombinatoridae
Gene: CLIP4
Product: CAP-Gly domain containing linker protein family member 4
Exons: 14
Coding region: 265-2109 (614 amino acids)
Biological process (GO): cytoplasmic microtubule organization
Cellular component (GO): cytoplasm; nucleus; microtubule plus-end
Molecular function (GO): microtubule plus-end binding
Source: RefSeq, a predicted model, not a curated record